AUGCCACCAAAGAAGUCCGGAGCUCAACGGCGGAAGCAGCAGAAAGAUGUGUCAAAACUCGUUGAAGAUCCGAUUGUAUGUGUUUUAAAAUUUAUUGAUUCUGUCUUCUGUAGGUUCAGGAUCCUUGUCCGGCAGAGGUCCGUGGCUUUGAAGGGCUUGAGGGGUUCAAAAAGGUCCUUCUGAAAUUUCCAGAAUUCGAAAAUCCCCCGGAUUUUCCGGAGGUGAAAAAGCCAACUGAAUCUGAAGAGGGUCUUCAAGAGUUGGCGAACGAGUUGCAACUGCCAAGUAGCUAUGAUUUGAAUGUGUUGGCCGAGGCCAGUCGGCAAACCCAGCGGCUAGAAAAGCUUGACGAUGAUGGUGUUCCAGAAGUUGAUCAAGGUUAGUAUUUUCUAUUUUUUGAUUGAAUUUUAGGCUAAGAUACAUGUGAAAUGAAUAUAAAAAGAUAUGUUAGUCUUUUUCGCAUCUAAUUAAUUUGUUUCUGUCCCAAAAACCUACGGAAUUUGUCAACUAUUCACCUAUAUUACACAUGACUGACCUGCUGAAUUUUAAGAUGUCGGAUUGCCCUUUCUUUUUGGUCUGAUGGAGCAAUAUCUUCGUGUGGAUCUCCUGGAUGGCCGUACGAUUGUCGGACAAAUGAAAGGAGUGGAUCGUGAAGCCAAUCUUCUUCUCAACCACUCACGGGAAUAUUGGAGAGAUGAGGACUCCGACGAUUUUACCUCCGCUUGUCUUGAUUCUCGUCGCACUCUCGGGACGAUUAUGAUCCCUGGGAAGUGUGUUCAAAAUGUUUGUCUCGUCCAGCAUUCGGGAAGUGCGAGAUCGGUCAAAAAGUCAGUGGAUUAUAUUGAACAUAUGAUUGGGACUUUCAAGAAACAGAAAUCACAAAUUGAUGCUGCUGAAGAAGCGAGAAGGCAAGGGAAGUUCGAAAAACACACCAGCUUCAUCCCACAGAAAAUUGAGGAUUGGAAUCGGGAGGUUGAAGUUCUAGCGACUGAGGACAAUAUUAAGUUCGCCAGACAAACGCAUGGCCGAGUUAUGAACUCCGGAGGCUUCAAUAUGGAGGUAUUUGAACAAGGCAUCAGUGGCUUGGCAGCUGAGACCAAAGAAGAUCCUGGCGACCCAGAACAAGGGGAAACUAGUCAAGCCGCGGCUGCUCGGGUGGAGAAUAUUAAAAAAGCCGAGGAACUGCAAGCAAAGAAACAAUUCGUCCUGGAAUUGAUGAAAAAACGUCAGCAGGAAGAAAAGGAGAGUAGAAAUAGCGUGUUUGCAUAAUCUGCGAAGCUGUUGACCGAGUUUUUAUAUUAUCCAUGAUGAAUCUAAAAGUGUUUGGAUUUGCCUGUGAAACUUUUUAAUUUUGAGUGAAAAGCAUCUGACUGAGUUUGUUUUUACACACGGUUGUUUUAUUUUUCUCCAUUUUUUCUCUUGGUCUCGUAUCAAAUUCUUCAUAUCCUCCGGUUUUUUUUUCUUUAUUUGCAUUGCACAGUGCAGAUUUUUCGAAGCUCAAAGAUGAUGUCAGACAGUAUUUUAAUUGACUAAAAUGCGUUUGAAAAUGUUGAUUGGGGCUUAAACUGCUAGGGUUUGAAAGAUUAAGACGGAAUUUUUAUGGGGUCUUAUCAAAAAAUUAGUUAUAUUGUAGUAGAAGGUGCAGAUAAAAUAAGGCAAAAAUUUUUAUGAAAUAUUGCCUUGAGGAAGGUUUAAGGUAUUGUAUGAUCUUUUUUGAGCUUGGAAUCACUUGUUAUUCAUAUUUUAUCGCCUUUGAAACUUGACGGAUAUUGUUCAUGACAUUGCCCACGGAAUUUAACUGGUAUCUCUAAGGCUACAAUAAAUCCAAGUGCUAUAAGAAUAAGGGCAUUUUAGUGAUGUAACUAGCUGAUACUAACAUUCCAGAACUUUUUGGCACUAUGCGGCACGGAUUAUUACAACAAUAACAUCUUUCAUCGGAACAUCAAAAGCUUCAUUGUGCAGACUGGAGACCCAACAAAUAAUGGAAAGGGCGGUCAAAGCAUCUUCGGAGAGCCAUUUCCAGAUGAGAUCCACGAGGAUUUAACGGUAGGUUGGAGAGAACGAAAGAUAUAAGCAAAUUUUUAUAUUGUACUAGACAUUAAAUUUAAAAUUUUGAUGAAUUAUAGCCGGAAGUAAAGGUCUACAGUAGUAAUUUGGAAGGCUUAGACGCUAUUUACGAAAAUUUGUUUUGCUUCGAAAGUAGAUUUGCAAGCCCUGGACACAAGCGGAACGCAAAAACUGACCUCUUGUUUAUCAUUUCUUUCCAAUUUUCUUAAAAAAUCAUCGGGUUACAAUAAAAUUUAUGUUCGAAAUGUUUCGCCCUUAUCUUUGCUGUUUCUGAUUUUGUGGUUUUUAUAUACUUUUUGCGAUUUUUUGCAUUUUUUGCCUAGUGUAAUAUCAAAAAUUUUUUUUUGUUUGACGAUUUUUGACGGUAAAAUAAUGAAGAAUAACGAAGAUUAGUAAGGAUGUUUACUUUUUGCGAUGUUUAGAAUCUUGGUUUGCCAUAAAGUUACAGUUUUUUUGCUAUUUCCCAUCAGAGAAUGACGGUUGAGUUUUGCAACACAUAGUUUCAAAAGGUCGAUUAAAAGUUUUAUUUUCCCACCUGAUCAGCAUCGAAAAGACAUGCCCAUCGAAUGUUGCUGAUUGAUUGCGCAUUCCCCACAUGGUUUUCCGAUGUUUUAUUGGCUUCGUGGAAAUUGGACAGAGUGAAAUUCGACAGAAAUAAAUUGGACAGGGGGAAAAUUGGAUAGAAUAAAAUCGGACAGAUUUUUUUCACUGCAAAAAAUAAUUACAGUGAGGGACCUGAUGGCAAAAAAACGUACCAUUUUGCAUCCGGGAAGUAUCAAAAAUGAGGCAAAAUGCUUCCCUCUCCAUGUGAAAAAACUCUGUUUUCAAAAGCCUCUCUUUUUAUGAGGGAAAUGGCCCGCCCUUUAAUGCGGAUUUUUUUCACUUGGAGAGGGAAGCAUUUUGCCACAUUUUUGAUACUUCCCGGAUGCAAAAUGGUACGUUUUUUGCCACUGGCUCAGGUCCCCACUGUAAUUAUUUUUUGCAGUGAAAAAAUUUGUCCAAUUUUAUUCUGUCCAAUUUCCUCUUGUCCAACUUAUUUCCCUCGAGUUUCACUCUGUCCAAUUUCCAUGAAGCCAAUAAAACAUCGGAAAACCACGUGGCGCAUGCGCAAUCAAUCAGCAACAUUGGAUGGGCAUGUUUUUUCGAUGGUGAUCGGAUGGGAAAAUAAAACUUUUAAUGGAUCUUUUGAAACUUUUUGUUGCGAAAAUUAACCUUCAUUCUCUGAAGGGAAGUAGCGAAAAAAAUGUAAUUUUAUGACAAACCAAGGUUCUCAACAUCGCAAAAAGUAAACAUCCUUACUAAUCUUCCUUGUUCUUCAUUAUUUUACCGCAUAAAUCGUCAACCGCAAAAAAAAUUUUUUUUGAUAUUAUACUAGGCAAAAAAUGCAAAAGAAUCGCAAAAAGUUUAUAAAAACCACAAAAUCAGAAACAAUAAGGGUAUAUUUUGUUCAGCACAACGCGCGAGGAAUCGUCUCGAUGGCGUCGAAUGGCCCGGUGACCAACAAAAGUCAGUUCUUCAUCACCUACGACAAGCAGCCGACCCUCGAUGGGAAACAUACUGUAUUUGGAAAGUAAGAUUUUUUUGACUUUUCCGGUUGAUUCACGUGUUUUUAUUUUGAUUCAUGAUAUUUUUAUAAGCUUUUGGAACAGCCUGAGGCGUUCAUUGGCCUACAGUAGAAAGCAAUUGCUUAAAAGGGGCGGAGCUUGAGAUUUUUUAAAAUAUUUUUGUAGAAAAAGGUAUAAAAUUGAAGGGAAAGGAUGUGAAAAGAGUUGAUUGGUGUGGUAAAGGGAAUUUAGAGGGGUUUUGAGCCAUAUGGAUGUUGUAAUUGGCAAAAAAAAUGAUUUUUUUUGGAUUUUUGAUGAUUUUACGCGGAAUUUUGGCAAAAAUAGUGGUUAAAAAAGAUUUUAGAGAAAAAUUGACGUAUGUUUAGAGGAACAAGGCUAUUUUGAAUGUUUUAGUAAAGUUUUUGCGAUUUUUUUUAAUUUUGAAUUUGAAAUUUUAAAAAUUUUUUCGAAAUUUUUCGAUUUUUUUUCGUCGAAAAAAGUUCCCCGAAUUGCAGAGUGAUCGAUGGCUUCGACGCCCUGGAGGAGCUGGAGAACACUAAAGUGGACGCCAAGUAUCGUCCGGUGGUUGAGCAGCGCAUCAAGACGGUCACAAUCCACGCAAAUCCCCUCGCAAACGAGCUCGCCCACGCCCUGGAAUAG
Messenger RNA from Bursaphelenchus xylophilus (pine wood nematode), 4271 nucleotides. Lineage: Eukaryota; Metazoa; Nematoda; Chromadorea; Rhabditida; Aphelenchoididae. The record is from the annotation of a GenBank genome assembly.